AUGAACAUAAGGCAGUCCAUCACGCGCCUCAUCCCACAAAUCCAUACCAGCCUCGAAUCCCACAUCCUCAGACCGGGUAUAUCAAACACCCUAAAGCAGCACCACGCCCCCUUCACGCAAAUCAGGCGACUUGGUCUAUUGGAACAUCAUUCACAUAAAUUGCUCAAGGAUUUCCAACUCCCAGUACCGAACGGGUUCGUUGUUACGAGCGCGGCGGAAGCUAAGAAUGUUGUUAUCGAUAUCAAUGCACCAUCGGUGAUGAAAGCCCAAAUCUUAGCCGGCGGCCGCGGAAAAGGAACAUACGACAGCGAUGGCAAAGGCGGCGUGCGGAUCGUCAAGACACCAUGCGAAGCCUUCGAAAACGCAACAAAAAUGCUCGGCCACAACCUAACCACAAACCAAACCCCACCACCCGGCCUCCCCGUCUCGAAACUAUACAUCUACAAAGCCGUAACCAUAUCACACGAGUACUACCUAGCAAUGACCUUCGACCGCCAACACUCUUCCCCGGUCCUGUUAAUCUCAAACGAGGGCGGAAUAAACAUCGAAUCGAACAUCGAUAAUCUACACCGGUUAUGGUUCAACCUUGAAACCGGUAUAACGGAUGAAAUCGAUGCGUAUAUACAAGCCGAGCUUGGAUUCUCGGACUCGGAAAUGGGGAGGGUGAGGUAUAUAUUAGAGCAAAUGGUUAAAUUGUUCAAGGAGAAGGACGCAACGUUGUUAGAAUUAAAUCCGCUUGUGCGAACCGAGGAAGGGGAAUUUGUUUGCUUGGAUGCGAAGUUUGAUUUUGAUAGUUCGGCCCGGUACCGACAACAGGAUAUUUUUGGGUUGGAGGAGCGGUCGCCUCAGGAGCAGGAGGAGUUUGAGGCGGCUCAGUUGGGGCUUUCUUAUGUACGGCUUGAUGGAGAUAUUGGGAAUAUUGUUAAUGGGGCUGGACUUGCUAUGGCGACUAAUGAUUUGAUUGGGCUCUUUGGGGGGAGGUGUGCUAACUUUUUGGAUGUUGGGGGUGGGGCUACGAAGGAGACUUUGGCUAUGGCUUUUCGGAUCUUGGGGAGGGACGAGAGGGUGAGAGGGGUUUUGAUUAAUAUCUAUGGUGGCAUUGUGCGAUGUGAUAUGAUCGCCGAGUCGAUUAUUGCCGCUGCGAAGGAGAUUGGGGGCUUCAAGAUUCCUGUUGUUGUCCGGCUACAGGGUACGAACAGUGACAAGGGACUGAAAUUGAUCGAGGACUCAGGAUUGGAUAAUUUAUUUGUAGAAGCGGAUUUCGAAGAAGCGGCGCGAAUCAUUGUUGAGCUGACACCAAAACGCGAUUGA
Penicillium antarcticum is the source of this 1311-nucleotide messenger RNA. Its product is annotated as succinate--CoA ligase subunit beta. Gene Ontology annotation, biological process: succinyl-CoA metabolic process; tricarboxylic acid cycle. The transcript is spliced from 6 exons. Bases 1 to 1311 code for a protein of 436 amino acids. Gene Ontology annotation, molecular function: metal ion binding; ATP binding; succinate-CoA ligase (ADP-forming) activity. Gene Ontology annotation, cellular component: mitochondrion; succinate-CoA ligase complex. NCBI's taxonomy places the organism in Eukaryota, Fungi, Ascomycota, Eurotiomycetes, Eurotiales, Aspergillaceae. The record is from RefSeq and is a predicted model, not a curated record.